Messenger RNA from Grus americana (Whooping crane), 3752 nucleotides. RefSeq names its product gap junction protein alpha 1 (gene GJA1). Lineage: Eukaryota; Metazoa; Chordata; Aves; Gruiformes; Gruidae. The record is from RefSeq and is a predicted model, not a curated record. Gene Ontology annotation, molecular function: transmembrane transporter activity. Gene Ontology annotation, biological process: cell-cell signaling; heart development. The transcript is spliced from 2 exons. The coding region runs from base 683 to 1828 and encodes 381 amino acids. Gene Ontology annotation, cellular component: connexin complex.
GCGACAGCAGCGAUGCGGUCCAGCCCCAGCAUCCAGGAGGUUCACGCUGGUUACCCAUUAAUCCCUUUCACGCAUUUUUCCCUUUCCCUGUAGUGAAACUCCUGGGGCACACCAGAGAGCUAAGUUGUUUCAUCUGUCCCGGACAAGCCCAGAUCUGGAUGAAGUGCCACCUAGGUGCCCUGAGUGACUUGGGGGUGGGGGGGGGUGAGUGGGGGGGUGUGGGUGCGUGCGUGUGAGGUGGCUGCUGACUGCCCUUAUAGUUUUGUUACAUCAGCAAGAGUGGACCUGCAUGCCUUGGCGCUCUUCUUUCCGCCGGGCUGGUUUUUGCUGUGCCUUCAGUUCUUUCUCUCUCUCCUCCCCCACCUUCCUCCUCUCCAUUUGCAGAGCGCCCCUCCUCCUGGGCUGCCUCCCCUCCUUCUCCCCUCCUCUUUCACAGGCAGAGGCUUGAAAACUUGUUAAAAGCUCUCCCAGUGUUCCAAGUUAGAAAAAACUUUUACGAGGUAUCAGCACUUUUCUUUCAUUAGUGGGGAAGGAAGGAUGAAAAAUACAAAACAGCAGUAGACUUUUAAAGUUUAAAUAGACAGGUCUGAGUGCCUGAACGUGCUCUUCCAUUUUACUUUAACCCUCCAAAGAAGUAUUCUGAUCCAGUUCCACUGAUCAGCAAGGCCAGCAUCCUGUGAAGAUGGGUGAUUGGAGUGCCUUGGGAAAACUUCUUGACAAGGUUCAAGCCUAUUCUACUGCAGGAGGGAAAGUGUGGCUGUCUGUCCUCUUUAUUUUCCGAAUCUUGCUGUUGGGAACAGCAGUCGAAUCUGCCUGGGGAGAUGAACAGUCUGCUUUCCGAUGCAAUACUCAACAGCCUGGUUGCGAGAACGUCUGCUAUGACAAGUCCUUCCCCAUCUCCCAUGUACGCUUCUGGGUUCUGCAGAUCAUAUUUGUGUCUGUACCUACCCUUUUGUACCUGGCGCACGUGUUCUACGUAAUGAGGAAAGAAGAGAAGCUGAACAAAAGAGAAGAAGAGCUCAAGGUGGUCCAAAAUGAUGGUGUGAAUGUGGAUAUGCACCUCAAGCAAAUAGAAAUUAAGAAAUUCAAGUAUGGAAUCGAAGAGCAUGGCAAAGUAAAGAUGCGUGGGGGACUGCUCCGUACUUACAUCAUCAGCAUCCUGUUUAAAUCUGUCUUCGAGGUAGCUUUCUUGCUGAUACAGUGGUACAUUUAUGGGUUUAGCCUGAAUGCCAUCUACACCUGUGAACGAGAUCCAUGCCCGCACAGAGUGGACUGUUUCCUCUCCCGUCCAACUGAGAAGACCAUCUUCAUCCUCUUCAUGCUGGUCGUGUCUUUGGUGUCUCUUGCCUUGAACAUCAUUGAGCUUUUCUACGUGUUCUUCAAGGGUGUGAAGGAUCGUGUGAAAGGGAAAACCGACCCCUACUCCCACAGCGGUGCCAUGAGCCCUUCCAAGGACUGUGGCUCCCCCAAAUACGCUUAUUACAAUGGCUGCUCCUCUCCGACUGCCCCCUUGUCUCCCAUGUCUCCCCCAGGGUACAAGCUCGUUACUGGAGACAGGAACAAUUCCUCCUGUCGUAACUACAAUAAGCAAGCCAGCGAGCAAAACUGGGCCAACUACAGCGCGGAGCAGAACAGAAUGGGGCAGGCUGGCAGCACCAUCUCCAACUCACACGCCCAGCCCUUCGACUUCUCCGAUGAGCACCAGAACACUAAAAAACUGGCGUCGGGACACGAGCUGCAACCCCUCACCAUUGUGGACCAGAGGCCUCCCAGCAGAGCCAGCAGCCGAGCCAGCAGCAGACCUCGACCUGACGACCUGGAGAUCUAAGCUUCUAGCUGCAGUACUUGCUCAACUAUGAAACGACGUGCAUUGGAAGAUGCAGUCAGUGCUGAUCUUGUUCCAGUGGAGGUGGUACUUAACAGUCUCAAGCAGGAGAUUUUAAAAAUCGUAAAAACAAAUGAAACAAGUGAACAAACUUUUAAAAUACUUGCUGUUUUGUGGGGGGGAAUGUGGGGUUGGUGUGGGGUGGUACAGUACACAUUGGUAUUUAAUGUAGCUGGUUUAAAGAAUUUAAAUACUAAAAAAAAGAAAAAAAAAGGAAAAAGAUAGGUAGUCAGUACUAAGGUAGGGGGUUGUUUUUCUAGAAAGGCUGUAAAUAUCUGAGUGUAUGUGUAUGUGUGUACUAUUGUGUUUGUUUCUAAAGAAUCUUCUGUAAUACUAAAAUCCAAUAAUAACUGAACUCACAUUUGUCAGGGUGAAGUGCUGCCUGAAGAUGAAAACAUUUUUCCUAUUCAACAAGCAAAAAAGUCCAGGAUUGCCUCUGAUCAUUUCCCUGUCAAGAACAUUCCAUUCUUAGAAAGUGCACUUUGAAGGUAAACUUUCCUAUAUGGUCCUCCAGGUUGUUGAAAGGCUCCUGUGAGGACAAUCUACAGCCUUUGAAUCGUUCAACUUAAAUUUCAGACAUGGCCCACCAAGAAAUGCUUUGGUCACCUGCUUUUCCAGCCCUUCACGCAGGUAGAUUUUGUGAUGUGCGUAAGUGGGGUGGCUCCACACUUGUAGAACCGGCAACCACACUCUCUUGCCCACAGCGGUAUUCGUGUCCUGCUGCUCACUUACAGUCUAAUUGACAUCACAUAAAACCCAGUUUGCUGCCACUUGCAGAUUUAAGCGUUAAGACAGGCAAGCAACUGCCUUUAGUGAAUUUUAUCACACCCUUAUGUAUAUUAAGGGUGUAUGUAUGUGUGUGGAUGUGGAGGUAAAGGUGUACACAAAACACCCUCAGAAGCAUACAUUGAGAAAUAAAAGCACACAGAUUACUUGCAGUUGACACUUUCUCAUGGAUAUUGUGAAGGUGUGGGCCACUAUGGUGUUUACAUUCUCUGAUUUCCUUCAAUGCAAGUGAAGCACAUGUCAUUAUAUUUUUUUAAUUCUAUAGAAUAUUUUCCAUGUAUCCUGAAUGGAUGCUCUUUUUAAAACUAAAAAAUAAAAAAGGCCUAAUCCUGGAUGUCUUGCUCUGGAAAAUCUCUCUUCUAAGUCAGUGGGAGUUUUGCCUGAACGAAGGCUGCAGGAUCAAGCCCAGGAUGUAGCGAACCAUGUUCUUGCUGGCAUGAAUGAUUUUUCUUUUGUAGACAUUAGGGGUGGAAAAGACCCAUUAGGUCAUCUAGCCAAUCUCCCUGAUAGGUAAUAAUGAUGCUUGAAUGAUAGAAGAUGUAGUACUGUAAGCAAGCUUUAGUCUUUUAUGUGAGAAACUUAGAAGAAAUGCUUUGUGCUGGAUUAAUAAUAAAAUAUGCCUACAUGACUUUUGCAGUAACUGGUAUUUUUCUUAUUCUAAAUAGUCACAUUUACUGAACUGUAAUGUCCACUCCGAGUUUGACAGUUAGGUCUUUCUAGAGGGCUCUAGCAACUUUAGUGUUUACACUUAGAUUUUGUUUGAAAUGCAAGUGAAGUUGAAAGGAUUUUUAAAGAGUACAAUUCUAGCUAAUUUAUUUGAAAUAUAUGCUAAAGAAAUCUACCAGUUUCUUCAAAUGCGUAGUCUCUUAGCUGAACACAGAUUGACCAAGGAAAUACAUAGCUUGGUUUCAUUUUGCAGCAACACAGAUAAAUUGUUUCAUUUAAUACAUUAUAUUAAUUUGUUUGACAUUCCAUGUUAAACUACUGUUGUGUUCAACUUCAUUGCAUGUAUGCAACCAUAGUCCGUCGGAUCAUGUUGUCUGGAGAACAUUAGUCAAUAAAGUUUUAAUUUAGUAUAAAU